AUGCCAGGCUCCUUUAUCCAGUUUUACCGUUCACCAUUCAUCAAAAUCAAGGUACAACUCAUUGAAAAAGGAGCUCUGGGCAGCGGGAACGAGUGCCUAAAAAUACGCCCUUUCCACCACCUUCGGUACGAGUGGCCGCUUAUGUUUCCUCGGCGCUAA
Messenger RNA from Coprinopsis cinerea okayama7#130, 159 nucleotides. RefSeq lists its product as hypothetical. The coding region runs from base 1 to 159 and encodes 52 amino acids. The transcript has 3 exons. The record is from RefSeq and is a predicted model, not a curated record. Lineage: Eukaryota; Fungi; Basidiomycota; Agaricomycetes; Agaricales; Psathyrellaceae.